GUGUGGAGAAAUGUAGGAAGUAACGAUAACUUUCCGCCAAAGACGACGAGAAGACRGCAAUCCUGAAUUUUUCACAAGGAAAAGGACAUUUGCAGAAGGAAUUACGACCAUAAAUGUAGACUAAAACCUCCUUUUUCUGAUUAUUGGGAACUCUUUAUUCGCUUUUCGGUUCGUAUUUCGGCCUGUUUUUUUUUCUUUUCUUUUCUUUCAUUUCAAGUGAUGUUUUUCCCCUGAAGUUGUGUGACAGGAGUUAGUCAACGUCACACAGAAGUGCAGGUAUCUUUGUUUUUCUCCCCUGCCAGUGUGUUUUCCAGCUUUCAAAGAUGGAAUGAGACACUUUCCUURAAGCGCCUGGUGGGCUGUGAGUUAUGCAGAAGCCCGUCUCUGGGUCAGGAUGAGCACUACAGAUGGAGCUGGGACCCCUGAGCACAACAAAGACACCCGUGUGGUGCAGAUCUACCCCAGGCUGCCUCUGGAGACAGAAACCUACUGUCCCCUGCAGGUCAGCAUCGAGGACACGGUGAAGACUGUGAUCCAGAACGUUGUGGUCACGCUGGACCUGGACUCCAGCCAGAGCUACAGCCUCCUGGAGGUGAAGGAGAGCGGCGGCGAGGAGACGCCGUUGCACGAUGGCGACAGCCCUUUGGAGCGAGUCCUGUGUUGGCCACCGGAGACACAGAAGCGGCACCUUCAGAGUSAGGGCUACUACUUCGUCCUGCAGCAGAGCAACAACAGAGCGAAGCAAGUCGUAACRUCUAAGGAGGAGUCCGACGACCUCUGCAGCCUCCCGUCUGUGACCCAGGAGGCGGUGCUGCAGGUCUUACGCCAGCGCUUCUACAAGCACAAAAUCUACACCUACAUCAGUAACAUCCUGGUCGCCGUCAAUCCCAACAAGUUUUUACCCCUUUAUUACAACCCAAAGUACGUGAAGCUGUACGAGAACCAGCCGCUGGGCAAACUGAGCCCGCACAUAUUCGCCAUCGCCGACGUGGCGUUCAGAACCAUGYUGAGCCAGCAGGCGAACCAGUGCAUUCUGAUCUCUGGAGAGAGCGGAUCGGGGAAGACUGAGAGCAGCAGCUACCUCAUCCACUGCCUGACCACACUCAACCAGGGGAAGUUCUCCGGCGGACUGGAGCGAGCCAUUCUGGGGGCCGGCCCGGUUCUGGAGGCAUUUGGCAAUGCACAGACAGCAGAAAAUAACAACUCCAGCCGCUUUUCAAAAUUCAUCCAGCUCAUCUACCUGGAAAGUGGCGUCAUCAGAGGGGCAUUUAUUGAGAAGUUUCUGCUGGAAAAGAACCGCCUGGUGUCUAGAGCUAAAAAUGAAAGGAACUUCCAUGUUUUCUACUGUUUGCUGAUGGGCGCGUCUAAAGACGAGCAGGAAGAAUUUCAUCUACUGAAGCCGCAGGAUUAUGUUUAUCUCAACCAGGGGGAAUUUAAUUUAAACGAGGAGGACGAUGCAAAACAGGAGUACAAAAGACUUCAACAAGCUAUGGAGAUGGUUGGCUUUUUGACCGCCACUAAAAAUCGCAUUUUAUCUGUGGUCUCUGCCAUCCUGCUCUUGGGAAAUGUGACGUUCAGUCAGUCAAAGGAUACUGACGUCCUGGAGGCCGGACCUGCAGAGGUUUUAUCUUCACUGUCACACCUGCUUAUGGUGAAAAAGGAGCAGCUGGUGACGACUUUAACCAAGAAGAAGGUAGUGACUGCAGCCUCCACUCUGGUUUCAUUCUACACACUACAAGAGGCCGUGUCAGCUCGUGACUCCAUGGCGAAGAGUUUAUACAGCGCCCUGUUUGACUGGAUCAUCCUUCACAUUAACCACGCAAUGCUCAACAGACGGGACCUGGAGGAGUCCGUCUCUUGCUUGUCCAUUGGUGUCCUGGACAUGUUUGGGUUUGAGAACCUCCAGAGAAACAGUUUUGAGCAGCUGUGCAUCAAUUACGCCAAUGAGAAGCAGCAGUUUUACAUCAACCAGAACAUCUUUAAGUUUGAGCAGGAGGUCUAUGUGUCAGAAGGCAUAACCUGGAAAAACAUCAACUUUAUUGACAACAGUGACUGCAUCCAGCUGAUCAGUGACACAUCAGUAGGACUCCUCCACUUAUUGAACAAGGAGAGCAAGUUCCCUCGGGCCCCUGAUGAAACCCUGCUGGAGAAGUUUAAACAGCACCAUCAGAACAACCCUCGCUUUGGAUUCUCUCCCUUCAAGCAGGACACUUUUACCGUUGAACACUAUGCCGGGAAAGUUAAAUAUCUCCUAAAGGAUUUCAAAAAGAAAAACACAGAGUUUAUGCGUCCUGAAGUCGUGUCUCUUCUGCGAAGCAGCAAGCGCUCCUUCCUGCAUCACUUGGUUGCAUCCAACCCUGAAGCUCUGUUCAGAUGGAGCAUCCUCCGAGCGACCAUUCGCAUCGUCUCAGUCUUAAAAAAACUCCUAAAGCAGCGGACUGAACGGACUACUGCAAAACAAACCCCACGCACGCCAGUCUCAGCCUUAAAAAGGCGCAGCAGUUAUCUGGACAGACUGACUGGCAAUACUCUGGAUUUCUCCUUUGAUUGCUCUGAUGAACAAUCACUCGAUAUGUUUGAGGACAUCUUUGUCAAUUAUGAAGAGAAAAAGAAAAAUAGAGGUAGUCGACAAAAGCAGAUCAUUCCAAAGAACCUCAUGAAUUUGAGUUCACUCCAUCACAUCGUUGGCCUGAUGAAGCAUGACAGAACGAGCAAAUCUGUCUUCCACCCUAUCCGCCGAGCAGAUCCACCCACAGUUGGCGCUCAGUUUCAGACCUCAUUGGGAAAACUGAUUGAGACGAUUGAGAAAGCGGAGCCUUUCUUCAUUUUCUGUCUUCGCUCUAAUGCUGAUAAGAAACAGCUGCACUUUGAUGAUGAAGUGGUGCUAAAUCAAAUCAAGUACACUGGCAUACUGCAGAUGAUUCACAUGCAGAAGUCAAGCUACAAAGCUAAAUACACAUUUAAGGAAUUUGUUGAGAAGUUCGGGAUUUUGCUUCCAAAAGGAACGACUGGAUCCCCACAGGAGAUAACUGAACUGUUUGAGAAGAUGGGAUUGGAAAAGAGCACCUACCAAAUAGGAAAAACUAAAGUCUUUCUGAAAGAAAAGGAGCGUCAGCUACUCCAGAGCACUCUGAACAAAGAAGUGAUGCAACGGAUCGUCACCCUGCAGCGCUGGUUCCGCUCCUCUCUYAUAAGGCUGCACUUUCUGCAAAAGAAGGAUGCCACCAUGAUCAUCCAGAGGAGCUGGCGGGAGUUUUUUGAGAAGCAAAACCGAGCUGCGACAGUAAUCCAGACGGCGUGGCGUAUUUCUCAGUCACUAGACCUCAAGGACCAUGAAAAUUGUUCCAGUUCUCUGCCUGGAGCCAGAGAUUCGUGGAUGUUUUCUCUCUCCUCUUCUGUGUUAUUCAUAACAUGUUUGUUGGUUUGUAAUAGACCUCUCUGUGUUCAGGACGCUAAGUUUUGUCAUGAAGRCAAACUCCUAAAUGGAGGUUUAAAGYGUGUAGCGUCAUCCCAGUUUGAGCCUUGUCCCUUUCUCUGGCCCUGUCAGGGAAGGGUUCGUCUCCRCAAGCCGAAAAAACACAAGCGGCGCUUAGCCUACGCCCGCAGCGGUUUGGUGCAUAACUUUGGGGGCUCCAAGGAGAAUGAGUACUGGAACUUUCCACUGCCUCCUAUCAGCCCCACUGUGUCCACCCUGACGGGCUCAGCCAGUGUCAUGGAUGUCUGGCCCCUCAAUUCCCAGGUCAAGAUGGUAUCAGAACCGGACUGUUCAAGGCACAGCCUUCCAGCCAGAUCAGGCUGUGAAGACACCGAUCUUCAAGGCUCAAACCAAUCACUUACGACUCCUGAGAAGAUUGGGUUUUUUGGUAAACUCCUGGGGAGACGGCCACACAAAUCUUCAAACACUGAAUCUCCAUUUGAUAAAGCUGUAACGUKGCCUAGAUUUACCCCACAACCUUACCACAUGGCUAGUUCCAAYGAAUCAAGGGUCCAGCGAAAAUUUCCUCAAAUCAGCCGAGCCACGCGAGCGCUUCAGGCAGACGCAUCUCUGGAGCGAGAGAUCACCGAUCCCAAUGAACUACGACACCUUGAUGAGUUCCUUGGGAAUCAGGUGAAUGAGCUGCAGUCAAGAGUGAAAGAACUGUCCAUAACGGAGGGCAUUUUCCUCUCUGCCACUAUGGAGUUCAGGGAAACCAUCAAAAGCAUGUACUCCUUACAAAAGCCCAAAGUUUGCUACAAAAGCCUAAUGAAUGGCUACCGUAACAAAGUGAGUGCAUUGGCAGGACGAGGUAAGCAGUCAGAGGUCUCUCUGGUGGUCAACUUGUUCCAGUCUGUGCUGGACGGAUUCAUCAGAGCCGAAAAAAAACGAGGGGAGUCCGAACCAGCCAAGACUACCAGGACGGGAAAGAAGAGGAAGACAAAUGAGAAAUGUAUUGAUAAUCCUCUGGAUCAUCUGUUCAGCACAUACCAGGUGAACAUCAUGCAGUCGUGUGACUUGUGUAAUUCCUUCRUCUGGGGAAUGGAGAAAGCUUGCAUGUGCAGCGCCUGCAAGUUUGUUUGUCACAAGAAAUGUCUAGACAAAAUCAUCACAGACUGCUCAACACGGCGUUCCAGGAUGGAUGACAGCGUGCCAGGCUCACUACACUUUGGAGUUCAAGUGUGCGUCCUGACYAGUAAGACCAACCCAGUGCCCAAGGUGGUGGAGUUGUUGUUGAUCUAUGUGGAGCUGAACGGCCUCUACACCGAGGGCAUUUACCGAAAGUCUGGAGCAGCCUGCCGAGCGAAGGAGCUACACCAGAUUCUGCAGACUGAUCCUGAAAAUGCCUGUUUGGAUAACUACCCCAUCCACACCAUCACCGGCCUCGUCAAGCGCUGGCUUAGAGAGCUUCCUGAACCCCUCAUGACAUUUUCUCUCUACAACGACUUCCUGCAUGCUGCCGAGCUGCCAGAGAAUCAGGARAGAAUAAGGGCUGUAUACCAAAAGGUCGAUGAGCUUCCUCCCGCUAAUUACAACACUUUGGAGCGGCUUAUUUUCCACCUUGUCAAGGUCGCAAAGGAAGAGAAGCACAACAAGAUGUCACCAACAUCUCUGGCUAUUGUGUUUGCUCCCUGCAUCCUGCGCUCAGCUGAUAUAAGUGACCCUUUACUUUGUAUGAAGGAUGUGCCCAAAAGUACCCUGUGUUUGGAGAUCCUGAUCAACGAGCAGCUGAGGCGCUACAACGAGAAGAUGCAAGACAUCCAGGAGCUGGAAUAUGCCGAGGCCCAGGCUGUCCAUAAACUCAAACUAAGGAGACAAAACACGGUUCAACCCACAGCUGAGCAGAAGGUUCCACACACUCUGCAGACUGAUGAGUCUGACAGCACCAUCAUAGAAAGAAUAAAAUCAAUCAAGCAAGAGAAGUUGGACAUAGCGAUCAGGUUACCUGAACUGGAGCAGGAACACUCGGACUCUGCAUCAUCAGUGAGCUCAGACAGCCUGGACCAACUGGGCGGCGUUGACUUGGAAGGAAAGGCGACGAAGUUGCMGAGAGCGCUGAGACCGAAAUGCCCAGCUAAACCUGCGGACCUGGCGCAGACGGUCAGGAGUCGCGCUGCUCAAGACUCUCCCUCCUUAGACGACAAGCAGCAGCAGCUCACCAGCAAGACCUUUAAUGGGAGCUUUGAUGACCUGGACAUCCCUUAUAUCGAUGACGUUGAAGAUUGAAGCUGACACUAAUUCCACACGUUCUGAUAAUCUGAACACCUGAAAGCACUUUGUUUGACAGACUCUAUUUGUCAWUGCUGCUGAGAAGGACAUCAKGCUGACCCGUUCUACCAGGGUUCUUAUGCGACAUGCUCACAACUAUUUCUGAUCUUUAUAUGGAGAUUCUGCUAAUUUCAUCACUUUACAGAACAUUUUGUAAAGGUGCUGACGGAUUUGGACCAGUUCUCCUUAACAAACUGUAAAAUCAAUGUCCCCUUUUCUUUUCUCUUUUUGGUGGUUGUUUUGUUUGUAAUUAAAAAAUAACGUAGUAACUACACUGUAGAUGCGCUAACAUUGUACUCAUAUUCUGACACUGUGAUCAAGAAUCUCAYGGAAAACCAUGUAUUUCUCUUUCUUUUUAAGUUACUUUUUUUAGUAGUUUGACAUUAAUUAAUCUGAGACUUUUUGUAAAAUAAAUUCUGUCUUUAUUUGAACUGUGCUUUUUGCCAAAAUGUAUAGGAAUACAUAUAUGUCUUAAAAUUAAGCUGAGAAACUAAAUAAAUAAAAUGUAAUAAGAUUGAAAAUGAAAUUAUAA
Messenger RNA from Poecilia reticulata (guppy), 6275 nucleotides. The record is from RefSeq and is a predicted model, not a curated record. Lineage: Eukaryota; Metazoa; Chordata; Actinopteri; Cyprinodontiformes; Poeciliidae.